Dendrobium catenatum is the source of this 2007-nucleotide messenger RNA. Its product is annotated as protein EMSY-LIKE 3. Bases 405 to 1652 code for a protein of 415 amino acids. The transcript has 10 exons. Gene Ontology annotation, cellular component: nucleus. Gene Ontology annotation, biological process: defense response to fungus. The record is from RefSeq and is a predicted model, not a curated record. NCBI's taxonomy places the organism in Eukaryota, Viridiplantae, Streptophyta, Magnoliopsida, Asparagales, Orchidaceae.
CGCCCUAAUACACAAGCUGCCAGCCGAACAUGCGGAGGCUGCGGGACGGAAUUCAAUUUGCGUCCGAAAUAUUGUUAAUCAAACAUGCUUGAGUCCGCUUCUCUGUUUCCACUACUCGCCUCUCGUCCUUCAGAGGUCACGACUGUAUUCCUUCCCUCCUCUUCUCUCCUACUCAGUUAUCUACACCGCCCAUCGUCCCUCAAUUGCCCCCAAAUUCCUCCCCGAAGGUUUGCGAAAAUUCGCUCUAAACCUCAAUGAUCAGUUGAAAACUUGCUUUGGAGCAUGAAUCUCCGGCCGCUUGCGAGAUCUAAAUUUUGCUGAGGAGAAGAGUAUCUUCAGUCUGUUACCCUGCGGAUGUAAAUCUCUCUCUAGCAGCUUAUUCUUGGCUGCCUGGGUGUUUUUCCAUGGAGUAUGGUCUUUCUGACAGCAGCGGGACUGAUGAUGAUCUUCCACCACCACAUCAGAAUAGAGGUGCAAGAGGGCGUAUUGCAGUGAAUGGAAGAACUGGUGUUACCCUUCCCUACAGUAGAGCCCAGAUUGAUAUGGAGACUCAGAUACAUCAGUUGGAGCAGGAAGCAUACAGUUCUGUUCUCCGGGCAUUCAAAGCUCAAUCAGAUUUGCUUACUUGGGAGAAGGAAACUUUAAUAACUGAACUAAGAACAGAGUUAAAAGUAUCUGAUAUAGAGCACCGAGAACUAUUAAGCAUGGUUAAUGCAGAUGACCUUAUAAGGAGAAUAAGGGAGUGGAGGCAGGCAGGAGGGAGGCAACCUGGCUUGAUGAAUCAUGCACAGCCUGUUCCGGAUUCACUGCCUAGUCCUAGUGUUUCGGGGUCUCGCAAGAGGAAAAAUGCAUCUCAGUCAAUACCUUCUUUGCCUCUCAAUGUGCCAUCGCCUGCAAUGCAUUCCCAACCAGUUGGUGCUUCCAUGCAGCCAUCAGUACCAGCUGUAAAGCAUGGACCUUCAGGAACCAAGAGCAAGCAGCCUAAACCAAUUCCCCCCAUGGGUCCGAGUGGAAGGGGCCAUCUCUCAAAUAGGGGUGUCCCUAAUGUUAUUGCUGCAAAUGAGCUGCCUGAAACUGCAGCAUAUGAUCCCCUGAUUGGGCGAAAAGUAAUGACUAGGUGGCCAGAAGACAACAACUUCUAUGAGGCUGUUAUUACUGACUAUGAUCCACAGAAGGGACUUCAUGUUCUUGUAUAUGAUAUUAACACGAACAACGAGACGUGGGAGUGGGUCAAUCUCAAAGAGAUUUCUCCUGAGGAUAUCAGAUGGGAAGGUGAGGAUCCUGGUUUCCAAAAUCGAGGAGUUCGCGGGGGAGCUGGUCGAGGGGUCAAGAAGGCUCCAGUUCGUAACAAUGUCAUUCGAUCCGGUUUAGGUAGGGGAAGAGGACCUUUGAAGCAUCAGUCUAAGAAAGAUCUAAGAAUAUCACAAAAUGGAAUUGGGAAAAGGGUUUCUGGUGACAUUGAGAUACUAAACACCGAUAGCCUACUAAAAGAGGUGGAGAGAAUUUUCAGUGCUAGUCACUCAGAUCCAGUAGAAGUUGAGAAGGCAAAGAAAGUGCUCAAGGAGCAUGAACAAUCACUCAUUGAUGCAAUCGCUAGGCUUGCUGAUGCAUCUGACGGAGAAAGUGCGGAUUGUGACCAGUCCUUCCCCUGAAAGCAGCAGAAGGUGAAGGACAAAUAGACAGAUUCUCAUCAGGCAUGAAAAAGCUGGGAGUUCAAGAGCAUAUUUGUUCGAGCAAAGCUUGAGAGGGAUUGAUUGUUCUUGUGAUGGCUAUGAUAAGCAAUGUGGCCAAGUAACCAGACAACUAGGAUAAAUGGAGCUACUAGGAAUUGUUCAUAGCAUUAGUCAUGAGUUUGUUUAUGUUUCCAUAGUUUUUAGUGGAGGCUGUUAAUAUGUAACAUUUCUAGCCUCCUUUUGUGCGAUGCUUGAAAAUUAUUAUCUGAUUUGUUAACAAAUGGAAAUUCUCUGGUUUUAUGGUAGCAAUAGAUGAACCAUGAAUUCAGUUCAA